AGGCGGGAGGUGGUGGGUACUCCCGGGGGUGGUGGUUGCCCGGAUGGGCCGUUAGUCGGAGCCCUGCCGCGGAGGAACGAGGGACACCGGCGCAGCUGAACCCGGCGCCAUCUGCCGCCAUCCGCCCCCGCCCCACCGCCAUCCCACCCCGGGGAGCCCCUGGGCCGGGUCCCGGACCCCCGCACACCCGGCCAGGCUCCGGCACGUUUUGGGGGAGGUGCCUGCAGGACCCAACAUACUCAAUGAGCUUCCAGCGCAAUGUCCGAUCGCUCGGGGCCGACUGCCAAGGCGAAGGAUGGAAAGAAGUAUUCCUCGCUCAACCUGUUUGAUACGUAUAAGGGCAAAUCCUUAGAGAUCCAGAAACCCGCUGUUGCCCCUCGCCAUGGCCUGCAGAGUCUUGGGAAAGUUGCUAUUGCCCGGCGUAUGCCACCCCCAGCCAACCUUCCAAGCCUGAAAGCUGAGAACAAAGGCAAUGACCCCAACGUCUCACUAGUGCCAAAAGACGGAACAGGAUGGGCAAGCAAACAGGAGCAGUCCGACCCCAAGAGUUCCGAUGCCUCAACUGCUCAGCCGCCGGAAUCGCAGCCACUGCCGGUUUCACAGACGCCUGCCUCGAACCAGCCGAAACGACCCCCAGCAGCCCCCGAGAACACUCCUUCGGUUCCAAGCGGGGUAAAGUCCUGGGCACAAACCAGCGCCACCCAUGGAGCACAUGGAGAUGGUGGAAAGGCAUCAAGCCUACUGUCGCGAUUCUCUCGAGAGGAAUUUCCGACCCUGCAGGCGGCUGGCGACCAGGACAAGGCUGCCAAGGAAAGGGAGUCUGCCGAACAGUCGUCUGGGCCCGGACCAAGCCUCCGCCCCCAAAAUUCUACAACUUGGAGGGACGGAGGUGGGCGUGGCCCUGAUGAACUGGAGGGCCCAGACUCCAAACAUCAUCAUGGCCACGAUCCCCGGGGGGGACUGCAGCCUUCUGGCCCACCCCAGUUCCCUCCCUACCGAGGAAUGAUGCCGCCCUUCAUGUAUCCCCCAUAUCUACCAUUCCCUCCACCCUAUGGACCCCAGGGACCUUACCGAUACCCUACUCCUGAUGGGCCCGGCCGUUUUCCCCGUGUGGUAGGCCCCCGGGGCUCAGGGCCACCAAUGCGCCUUAUAGAGCCUGUGGGUCGGCCUUCCAUUCUUAAAGAGGAUAAUCUGAAAGAGUUUGAUCAGUUGGAUCAGGAGAAUGAUGAUGGUUGGGCAGGGGCCCAUGAGGAGGUCGACUACACUGAAAAGCUCAAGUUCAGUGAUGAGGAAGACGGGCGGGACUCUGAAGAGGAGGGAACUGAGGGCCACAAGGAGUCCCAGUCAACUGCUGGUGAGGAACGGCCCCCUGAAACAGAUGGCAAAAAGGGCACCUACGCCAGCAGUGAACCUCCCCCUCCUAAGACAGCCUGGGCAGAGACCUCUCGGCCUCCAGAGACAGAGUCGGGGCCUCCUGCCCCAAAGCCUCCCCCACUUCCACCUCACAGAGGCCCCGCUGGGAACUGGGGGCCUCCUGGGGACCACCCAGAUCGUGCAGGCCCGCCCUGCAAGCCCCCAGCACCUGAAGAUGAGGAUGAGGCAUGGCGGCAGCGGCGAAAGCAGUCUUCAUCUGAGAUCUCCCUGGCUGUGGAGCGGGCCCGGCGACGACGAGAAGAAGAAGAGCGCCGCAUGCAGGAGGAGCGUCGGGCAGCCUGUGCAGAGAAGCUCAAGCGUCUUGAUGAGAAAUUUGGGGCACCUGACAAGCGGCUCAAAGCAGAGCCUGCUGCCCCCCCUGCUGCCCUUCCUGCCCCAGUGCCACCACCUGCUAUACCCAAAGAACUCCCCGCACCUCUAGCUCCUUCACCAGCACCAGCCCCAAUACCAGAAAAAGAACCAGAAGAGUCAGCACAGGCUCCUCCUGCCCAGUCCACCCCCACUCCAGGUGUGGUUCCGUCCCCUGUCCUGGUGAGUGGUGGUGGCAGUACUAGUAACACCAGCAGUGGCAGCUUCGAAACCAGCCCAGUGGAACCCCAGCUGCCCUCAAAAGAGGGUCCUGAACCACCAGAAGAGGUUCCUUCUCCUGCCAUACCCCCAGCCCCAAAGGUGGAACCCAAGGGUGAUGGGGCUGGUUCCACCCGGCAGGCCUCCAGCCAGGGCUUGGGCUACCCAAAAUAUCAAAAGUUGUUGCCACCUCGUUUCCAACGGCAGCAGUUCUGUCUCCAUCUGGUGCAGGAGCAGCUCUUAAAGCAGCAACAGCAGUGGCAGCAGCAUCAACAGGGCUCCACCCCACCUGCACCAGUGCCCCCAUCACCUCCACAGCCUGUAACCAUGGGGGCUGUGCCAGCUCCACAGGCACCACCCCCCAAGGCCCUAUACCCAGGUGCUCUGGGCCGGCCCCCACCCAUGCCCCCAAUGAACUUUGAUCCCCGUUGGAUGAUGAUUCCUCCUUAUGUGGACCCCCGGCUCCUCCAGGGCCGGCCCCCUCUGGACUUCUACCCUCCUGGUGUCCAUCCCUCUGGCCUAGUUCCUCGGGAGCGCUCAGACAGUGGAGGCUCGAGCUCUGAGCCAUUCGAGUGCCAUGCAGCCCCCCACUUAAGGGAUCGGGGCACCCCACCAGUGGAUCCAAAGUUGGCCUGGGUAGAUGUCUUCACCACCCCAUCAACUGAUCCUCGGCCACUUACUUCACCACUGCGACAGGCUGCUGAUGAGGAUGACAAGGGGAUAAGGAGCGAGACUCCUCCAGUACCUCCCCCACCACCCUAUCUGGCCAGUUACCCCGGCUUCCCUGAGAAUGGAGCCCCUGGGCCCCCACUCUCUCGCUUCGCUCUGGAGGAGCCAACUCCCCCAGGGCCCCGUCCACUCCCCUGGCCCCCAGGCAGUGAUGAGGCAGCCAAGAUACAAGCUUCACCGCCCAAGAAGGAAAUGCCCAACGAGGACACUCCACAGCUAACGGGGCCAGAACUCGCCCGAAAGCCUACCCGUGGAGUUGGAGGCCAAGGUCCCCCACCUCCCCGCAGAGAGAGCCGCACUGAGACCCGCUGGGGCCCUCGCCCAGGCAGCAGCCGUCGUGGAAUCCCUCCAGAGGAGCCAGGGGCCCCUCCCCGCCGGGCUGGGCCUAUAAAGAAACCCCCACCACCUACAAAAGUUGAAGAGCUGCCUCCCAAGCCCCUUGAACAGGGGGAUGAAACCCUUAAGGUCCCAAAGUCAGAUCCACUCAAGACAGCAAAAGGGAAGAUUGGGGGCGGAGGCCCCAAGGAGACUCCACCAAGUGGGAGUCUUUCCCCUGCCCCAAGGCUUCGGAGGGACUAUUCCUAUGAAAGAGUGGGUCCUACCUCUUGCCGGGGUCGGGGCCGAGGCGAGUAUUUUGCCAGAGGGAGAGGCUUUCGGGGAACCUAUGGGGGACGAGGGCGGGGAACCCGAAGCCGAGAGUUCCGUAGUUACCGCGAGUUCCGUGGAGAUGAUGGACGUGCAGGUGGGGCAGAAGGACCAAACCAUGCCCCUGCUCCCCGAGGUCGCACUGCCAGCGAGACUCGAAGUGAGGGUUCUGAGUAUGAAGAAAUCCCCAAGCGCCGCCGGCAGAGGGGCUCAGAAACAGGCAGUGAGACCCAUGAGAGUGACCUGGCCCCUUCAGAUAAGGAGGUCCCUUCACUUAAGGAAGGAAUACUCACCCAGGUCCCUCUUGCUCCCCCUCCAUCAGGAGCUCCUCCUUCACCAGCCCCAGCUCGUUUUUCUACUGCCCGCGGUGGGCGAGUCUUUACUCCCAGAGGAGUACCUUCACGCCGUGGCCGAGGGGGAGGACGGCCCCCUCCACCGGUUUGCCCAGGCUGGAACCCUCCAGCCAAGUCUCUGGCCCCCAAGAAGCCUCCAGCAGGUCCUUUGCCAAGUAAGGAACCUCUGAAAGAGAAGCUAAUCCCAGGGCCUCUGUCCCCUGUGGCCCACAGAGGCAACAGUGCAGGCAGUAACCUGGGCAUGGGUGUGGAAGAUGGGGAGCGGCCCCGAAGGAGGCGACAUGGGAGGGCUCAGCAGCAGGACAAACCACCUCGUUUUCGGAGGCUGAAACAGGAACGGGAGAGUGCUGCCCGAGGGGCAGAGAACAAGCUCUCUUCCCCAGUCCUUCCAGCCUCUACCCCUGGACCAGAGGGGAUCCUUACAACAGUAGCAGUGCCCCCACUGCCGCGCCAGGCAGCUGCUAAGUCUCCUGAUCUAUCAAAUCAGAACUCAGACCAGGCCAAUGAGGAAUGGGAGACUGCAUCUGAAAGUAGCGACUUUGCUGGUGAACGAAGAGGGGACAAGGAGGCUCCCCCACCAGUACUGCUGACUCCCAAAGUUGUGGGAACUCCUGGGGGUGGGGGCAGUGGAGCUGGACCAGGCAUUUCAACCAUGUCUUGUGGAGACCUCAGUCAGAGAGCAAAGGAUCUAAGUAAGCGGAGCUUCUCAAGUCAGCGUCCAGGCAUGGAAAGGCAGAACCGUCGCCCAGGCCCCAGCAGCAAAGCUGGCAGCGGUGGAGGAGGUGGUGGGGGUCCUGGAGGGAGGACCGGCCCAGGGCGAGGGGACAAGAGGAGCUGGCCCUCUCCCAAGAAUCGAAGCCGCCCUCCAGAGGAGCGAGCCCCAGGGCUUCCGCUGCCUCCCCCUCCCCCCAGCAGUUCUGCUGUCUUCCGUCUGGACCAAGUGAUCCACAGCAACCCUGCUGGCAUUCAACAGGCUCUGGCCCAGCUCAGCAGCCGCCAGGGGAGUGCAGCUGCACCAGGGGGGCACCCAAGGCCCAAGCCUGGUGCUCCCCAAGGCCCCUCUUCUCGGCCCCCAUCUUGCUAUGACUCUCAGAGAGCUAACAACAGUGUUGGUGUCAGUUUAGACCUCCACUUUGAGGAGCCAGGGCCGAUGGUGAGGGGGGUGGGUGAGACUCCCCAGGAUUCUGCAGGGGUUAAUCCCUUCCCCCCCAAGCGGCGGGAGCGGCCUCCCAGAAAAUCGGAACUGCUGCAGGAGGAAUCUUUGCCACCUUCUCAUAGCUCUGGGUUCUUGGGCCCAAAAUCCAAGGGCCCAGGCCCUCAGGGAGAGUCCAGAGAUGCAGGAACGGAGGCCCUGGCUCCUCACAUCUGGAAUCGUGUACCUGCUGCCACUAGUCGAAAGAGUUUCCGGCCUGGCCCCAUGGAGCCCUGGAUGGAACCCCUGAGUCCUUUUGAGGAUGUGGCUGGCACAGAGAUGAGUCAGUCUGACAGUGGGGUAGACCUCAGCGGGGAUUCUCAGGUAUCAUCAGGUCCCUGCAGCCAGAGAAGUUCCCCAGAUGGAGGACUCAAAGGGGCAGCAGAGGGGCCCCCCAAGCGACCUGGAGGUCCCUCACCCCUGAAUGCUGUUCCUGGUGAUGGUCCACCUGGCUCUGAAUCCACUGAACCUCCUAGGAGACGGCCACUUGCUCCCUCUAAUGGAGACAGAAAGGAGCUGCCCCGGGAGCAGCCUCUGUCACCUGGUCCCAUUGGCACAGAACGAUUGCAACGCACUGCAGACCGAGGUCCACAGCCUGGCUCCCUUCGGCCAUCCCGUCGACCCAGCCCCCCAGUCCAGUUUGGCACCAGUGAUAAGGACUCAGACUUGCACCUAGUGGUAGGAGACAGUUUAAAAGCAGAGAAGGAGCUAACGGCAUCAGUCACUGAGGCCAUUCCCAUAUCCCGAGACUGGGAGCUGCUCCCUAGUGCUUCUGCCUCCACUGAGCUACAACCACAAUCCAAGAACCUAGGUUCUGGGCACUGUGGCCCAGAGCUCAGCUCCUCAAGCCAGCGCUUGUACCCUGAGAUCUUCUAUGGCAGCCCUGGGCCUCCCAGUUCUCAGGUCUCAGGGGGAGCCAUAGACUCUCAGUUACAUGCCAACAGUGGAGGCUUCCGCCCUGGGACACCCUCAGUGCACCCUUACAGGUCACAGCCCCUGUAUCUCCCUCCGGGCCCAGCACCCCCUUCAGCACUGCUCUCUGGGGUAGCUGUCAAGGGCCAGUUCCUGGAUUUCUCAGCACUGCAGGCAACAGAGCUGGGGAAGUUGCCAGCUGGAGUUCUCUACCCUCCACCUUCCUUCCUUUACUCUCCAGCCUUCUGCCCCAGUCCUCUGUCUGACCAACCCUUGCUUCAGGUGCGCCAGGAUCUGCCAUCCCCUUCAGAUUUUUAUUCACCUCUGCAACCUGGUGGCCAAAGUGGCUUCCUCCCCUCUGGGGCCCCUGCCCAGCAGAUGCUUCUGCCUGUGGUAGACUCCCAGCUGCCUGUGGUGAACUUCGGCUCCCUGCCACCAGCACCGCCUCCUGCCCCACCCCCUCUUUCUCUGUUACCUGUGGGCCCUGCUCUGCAGCCCCCCAGUUUGGCUGUGCGGCCCCCACCUGCUCCUCGGGUGCUGCCUUCAUCUACCAGGCCCUUCCCCACUAGCUUGGGGCGAGCAGAGUUGCACCCAGUAGAACUAAAGCCGUUCCAGGAUUAUCGAAAACUGAGCAGCAACCUUGGAGGACCCGGGUCAUCACGUACUUCUCCAGCUGGAAGGUCUUUCUCUGGCCUCAGUUCCCGUCUGAAAGCUCCACCCUCCACCUAUAGCGGAGUCUUCCGCACCCAGCACAUUGACCUUUACCAGCAGACCUCCCAGUAUGAAUGUAGCCUGCUUGCUUUUCUACAUGUACCUACCCCCCAGGCCUCCCCACCUGAUGCCCUACGCUGGAUACCGAAGCCUUGGGAGCGGACAGGCCCACCUUCCCGAGAAGGGUCUUCCCAACGCGCAGAAGAGCCUGGGUCCCGAGGGGACAAGGAGCCUAGGCUGCCCUCACCCCACUGAGGGAAUUCCCCUUGCCCCCUACCCCCUGGGCCUUGUAUAUAGAUUAUAAAUAUAUAAGGGGGAAACGGGUGGGUGGGGAGGGGUUGUGGGGCUGGGGCCUCACUUGCCCUCCUCCCAGCUCCCCUGGUCCCCUAUCCCUGGGGCCGUUUGUUUAAAAAAUAGUAAUAAAA
This is a messenger RNA of Phyllostomus discolor (pale spear-nosed bat), 6968 nucleotides long. It is a transcript of the gene PRRC2A, whose product is annotated as proline rich coiled-coil 2A. NCBI's taxonomy places the organism in Eukaryota, Metazoa, Chordata, Mammalia, Chiroptera, Phyllostomidae. The record is from RefSeq and is a predicted model, not a curated record. Bases 259 to 6798 code for a protein of 2179 amino acids. Gene Ontology annotation, biological process: cell differentiation. The transcript has 32 exons.